Neurospora tetrasperma FGSC 2508 is the source of this 2010-nucleotide messenger RNA. RefSeq lists its product as uncharacterized. The transcript has 2 exons. The record is from RefSeq and is a predicted model, not a curated record. Bases 1 to 1800 code for a protein of 599 amino acids. NCBI's taxonomy places the organism in Eukaryota, Fungi, Ascomycota, Sordariomycetes, Sordariales, Sordariaceae.
AUGUCGGGACGUCAACCACCAGGGCAGCCGCCCAAUGUAUCGAGUUCGUGGCGCAUGGUCGAGGGAGGCGAGAAUGAUAGCUUCGACACCUCAUUGAUGCCCGACGAUUAUGAUGGCAACGAUAUGAUCCUGUCCAGCCAAAGCGAUCACUCGCAUAUAGACGGGAGCCAGCCCUACAGUUUGGACGGAUCUCAGCCAUUCAGUAUAGGAGGGUCACAGGACGAGAGUCUCGAGAGUUUCCUACACAGAGCCGAGGACGACGAUCAAGUCAUCAUGAGAACUCCCUUCCGGCCUUCAAUUCCACAAUCUGUCCGGCACGCUUCUCGCGAAAACAUGAGACAUCGGAUUCAGCCAUCACCACAGGAGUUUUACAUGCCCAUGGUCGAUGUCGAUAGCAGACUUGUCGACAGCCGACGAUCCAGUGCACGGUCGUCCAUGACAGUGCGACAGUUUCCGCCUUCGCUGCCUGGUCUACGCCACCGACAAACACAUCAGAGGGUCGAAGAAAUGAGGAGGUCUAGACUUGGGACAUCAAAACGACAACAGGCGCCAGAGAUUCAGGGGUUUUUUGACCGAUUUUUCGACUCGGUACCGGAUGCCGUAUUCAACACUUUUUCUUGGGCCUUGGGAGUCGUUGGCCUUGCGUUCAAAUAUGCGCAAAAACCCAUCGCCAUUCUGGUAUCUGUAUAUCUCAUCUUUGGACUCCUUUCGAUGGUCCAGAACAUGGCGACAUUAUCCCUCUAUACGGCCUUAUCACCAGUAUGUCGUGUACCAGGCGCAAAAUGGCUCAACCUGCCAUUCUGUCUCGAUAUGUCUGCGAAAACAAACACGCACAUCCAGUUCGACCCUGUAAUAGAGAUUCAGGAUCGCUUUGAGGGGGUUCUAGAAAAAGCUGCCGAAAGUGCUUCGCUGCCUUUGGAGAUGAAGCGCUCCGAGCUAGCUAUCCGUGACCUACGUACCAUGGUCCGCUACAGCCAGCUUCACGGCAAAGAACAACUGAUACUUGAAUUUGACGGGUACAUCGACGCCGCAAGCUCGGCAACUUGGGAUCUUCAAAGGUUCAACACCCGCGUGGGAUCAACAAUAGAUUCCAUAAUCAGCGUCAACCGAUGGACAUCUCGGUACAUUGAUGAACUAUCAGAUGACAUGAAGCACCGCGGCAUCUUGGGCGAGUGGUGGGACUGGGUCUUCUCCCCCUUUCAGCCAUCCACCUACACGGAGCGCAAGCUUCUGGACCAGUACAUCGACCACACGAUCCGCGUCUCGGACAAGAUUGCCAACCUGAUAAGGGAAGCGCAAGCCGUCCUGAUUACGUUGCAGAGGGCAGAAGACCACCUCGAAGUCAUAUACGAUUUCGUGACUAGAACUCAGGAACAUAUACAGGCGAAGAAGGAGGAGGUCUUUUGGGAAUUGUGGACCUAUAUCGGCAUCAAAUCCGAGAACCGCAAGAGCUACAACAACCAGCUGGCGCUGCUUAGGAAGGUUGAGGACCAGCGCUCGGAAGCCGUGAAACAGGUCAGCGAACUCAUUGUUGAGCUGCAGAACAUUCAGGUCAGCCUGAACGGGCUAAGAGACCGGGUUGGAGAGCCGGAGGUGGCGAGGGAUGCUGGUCUUGAGAUACCGCUAUAUGUACAUGUCGAAACCAUUGAUAGGGGAGUUGAAAGGCUGGAAUCGGCGAGGAAUAAGAUAAGGGAUGUCGAGAAUGAGCGUGUGCGGGAGGCGCUGGCUAGGGGGAAAGAGGAGUUGCCGGAGUUGGAGGCAAAGGCGUACAAUAGACGUAUUCCUGGUCUUGGUUGGUAGACAGUGUCGAGGUCGCAAAUGGCAGGUUACAUAUGUUGGGGCAGGGAAAGAGUAUUCCUCGAAGCGUUCUACAUGUACUUUCUUAUUUCUCAGGGGGUAGUUUGGGAGUCGGAGGAGUUUGGAGUUUGAAUAAAUUCAAUCAUUAGCUUGCUGUAUAGAUGAGUUUCUUGGAAACAAAAUCCAAGGACAAAAUUCGCAUACGCAAUAUCC